This is a messenger RNA of Cajanus cajan (pigeon pea), 1392 nucleotides long. RefSeq names its product protein BIG GRAIN 1-like A. Gene Ontology annotation, biological process: auxin-activated signaling pathway. NCBI's taxonomy places the organism in Eukaryota, Viridiplantae, Streptophyta, Magnoliopsida, Fabales, Fabaceae. The record is from RefSeq and is a predicted model, not a curated record.
GUGAGUUGUGAGUUGUGAGUUGUGACAGUGGGAAGGAAGGGAAGAGGCGCGUGAUGGGAGGUUUAUAAAGUCCGUCCCUCACAGUGUUCCCUUGGUAACUGGAAAGCGUGUCACACCCUUUUCUCUUUCUCUAGACAAGGAAUCAAUUACCCUGUUCACGUUUUCUCCUCCCCUUCUUCAAUCAUUCUAACACACCCUUCCAUGCCACCUUUUCAACCUUCCCUAACCUAAAACCCUACCCCACCACGCCCAUCAUGUACGCCCUCCACACCUCCCAAAACCACGCUAAAAAUCCCUCCUUUUCCUCCUCCCUUCUCGACAAAAUCUACCAAGACACCGACAUCAACUUCUACGCCCAAACCAUGCUCACCAACCAAGACUUAUCAGCGCCAACCAUUCGCCGCGCUUGUUCGCUCCACAAAUGGAAACCCACCCAAAAAACACUCAGAAAAUCGCCUUGGAAUCAUCCCGACCACCACCACGAGGCUCUCUUCUUCAGUUCAACUUCGACUUCCUCGGAUUCCAGUUCCGGAUUAUUAUCCUCAUCCGACACGGAAUCAUUGUACGGUGGGAGGGCGCGUGUUUCGUGUUUCGCCCCGUCCAGGCCCAACCCCGUGAUGACGUCAGCCAAUGAAGAGGGUUUGAUCAAGUCAAAAUCCAGGGCCUUGAAGAUUUACAACAAUCUCAAGAAAGUGAAGCAGCCCAUAUCACCCGGAGGGAGGCUCAGUAGUUUCCUCAACUCCCUGUUCGCGACACGAACCGCCAAGAAAACCAAAACCUACGACCGCGCCGAGCCCGCAAAGUCCGGACAAGACUCCACGUGUUCCUCCGCCUCCUCCUUCUCGCGCUCUUGUUUGAGCAAGUCUUCGUCGAACAAGCUCCGCGACGGGGUUAAGCGAACGGUGCGUUUUUACCCCGUCAGCGUCAUCGUCGACGAGGAUUGUCGUCCGUGCGGCCAUAAGUGUUUGUACGAAGAGGACACGCGUGUAAUGCCUGUGUCUGUGCCAACCGCAUGGAAAAUUUCACGAAACAAAAGCCAAGAAGAAGAAGAAAAUGCUGUGGAUAAGAGCAGGCGCGUGGAGGAGACUGCUAGAGAGUUCUUGAAAGAGUACCAUCGAACCCAGAAGAAGAGCGAUUUGGUUUUAAGGGAUUUUCCUCGUCAUGAUGAUGACGACGAUGAUGCAGCCAGUUAUUCAAGUUCGGAUCUGUUUGAGCUUGAUCACCUAUCGGUGAUGGGAAAUAAUAGGUAUCGUGAGGAGCUUCCCGUCUACGAGACUACUCAUCUUAGUACGAAUCGCGCCAUUGCCAAUGGCCUCAUAUAAUUAAUGUAGUUUCUCAUUUUCAUUAUCGUAAUAAUAAACUAUACAGAUUAUAUAUCAUACUCAUUUUUUU